Molecule: messenger RNA, 1500 nt
Organism: Raphanus sativus (radish)
Lineage: Eukaryota; Viridiplantae; Streptophyta; Magnoliopsida; Brassicales; Brassicaceae
Exons: 6
Coding region: 246-1217 (323 amino acids)
Biological process (GO): transmembrane transport
Source: RefSeq, a predicted model, not a curated record
CGCUGAAGUAAAACCGCGUCUGCGUUUUAAAAUUCUCCUCUAACUCUAAGCGUGGAAAGUAUUAACUUCUCCCAAAGUUUGUUGAAUUUGCCUCCAACCAACAAAUCUGCAAUUCGAAAUCUCAUUUCGCCGUCAUCGUCUUCUUCCGCUCGAUGCAGAUGUCUUCCUGAGAGUCGUAGGGAGACAGAUCAGUUAAUUUCUUCUCAUCGAACUCAUCCUCCCCGCCGCCGCAGCAUCAUAGAGUCAUGAACACGCCGCCGAGUCCUCGUGUCGCACCAUUUGUACAAACGGAGAUUAACUGGGACAAGCUUGACAAAAAGAGGUUUUACGUGGUUGGAGCUGGACUCUUCACCGGCGUCACAGUAGCUCUCUACCCCGUCUCCCUCGUCAAAACACGCCUCCAAGUCGCUUCCCGAGACAUCGCCGAGACAACCGCCUUCUCCGUCAUCAAAGGCAUCCUCAAAAACGACGGCGUCCCCGGUCUCUACCGUGGCUUCGGCACCGUCAUCACAGGCGCCGUUCCCGCCAGGAUCAUUUUCCUAACCGCUCUCGAGACAACCAAGAUCUCGGCUUUCAAGCUGGUUGCGCCUUUCGAGUUCAGCGAGCCUACGCAGGCUGCGAUUGCUAACGGCAUGGCGGGGAUGACCGCGUCUCUUUUCUCCCAGGCCGUGUUUGUUCCCAUUGAUGUUGUUAGUCAGAAGUUGAUGGUGCAAGGAUACUCGGGUCAUGCUACGUAUACUGGUGGUAUUGAUGUUGCCACGAAGAUCAUCAAGUCGUAUGGCGUGAGGGGGUUAUACAGGGGGUUUGGUCUCUCUGUUAUGACUUAUUCUCCUUCGAGUGCUGCUUGGUGGGCUAGCUAUGGAUCUAGCCAGCGUGUUAUCUGGAGACUCCUAGGCUAUGGUAGUGACUCGGAGGCUACUGUUGCUCCUAGUCAGUCAAAAAUAGUUCUUGUCCAGGCUUUGGGAGGAAUCAUCGCCGGUGCAACAGCAUCCUCAAUCACAACACCGUUGGAUACAAUCAAAACGCGACUUCAGGUGAUGGGACACCAAGAAAAUAGACCUUCAGCGAAACAAGUGGUGAAGGAUCUGAUAGCACAAGAUGGGUGGAAAGGAUUCUAUAGGGGUUUGGGUCCAAGAUUCUUCAGCAUGUCCGCUUGGGGAACCUCCAUGAUAUUGACUUACGAAUACCUAAAGCGUCUGUGUGCAAUAGAAGAUUAGAGAAAGCCUCACUGCUGUUCGUUGGUUCUUCUCCUUCAGACUAACUCGAAUAGUACGCAUAAACCCGAUUCAAAUCUCGGUUAUUUGGGAGCUUCCGUGUUUAACAAUCGGACAAUUCUUUCAGUCUGAGUUCCGUCCGUUAUUGUAAUCAUUCUUUCAACUUUUGCUUAUUGGAGUGUUUUUCUUACAGCAGAUGAAAUUCUAGAUCACGAUCUUCUGCUAGUUAAGAAGCUUCAAAACUUUGAAUAUAGCACUAUAAUAAUAAUAAUCCCAUUUGCGAGCA